Messenger RNA from Nylanderia fulva, 2024 nucleotides. The record is from RefSeq and is a predicted model, not a curated record. NCBI's taxonomy places the organism in Eukaryota, Metazoa, Arthropoda, Insecta, Hymenoptera, Formicidae.
GAGUGCGAGACGAGGAGAGCAAGUAGUGUGAGAGAAAGAUCCGGAUUCGUCGAAGAGGAGAGGGAAAACCACGGGGCUUUUGAAAAAGUUUUAUCUUGUCGGUGCGCUCGGCCUCUCAGACGCUACCGAACGCCGGUACGGUGUUGUUGGCCACGGCGUGGUCGCGCGGUCUCCUCGGGGACGAGUAGCAAUUAAAAGGGAGCAAAGAACGAAGAGAGAGAGAGAGAGAGAAAAGGUCCAAGUUGUGUGCCGCGAUUUCCGGUCUUGGUAGGUCCUUCCGGCAUCCCAGCUUCCGUCCGUUUCGUCCACCUACGCGCUCGCGAAAGGACCACCGAGGACCAUCGAGGAAGCUCUCGACGAGCGUCAUUCAUAGGACGAAGAGAGCAGCUGUCCUCGGAGGAAUCAUUUUUUCAUCGCUCCAUUCUCGCCAUGCAUCGUCGCUGAGGUGUCCCGUAGUGUCGAUCGAGAGAAAGAGCAAGAGGACGAACGGUAAAAAAAAGAAAGAGAGGAAGAGAAAGGUCAGUCAGGAAGAGGACGAAGAGGUCGAGAGAAGAAGUGACUCCUUGCCGGUCGACGACGGACGACCAGCGACGAGAUGAAGAACCGUGUGUUGCUAAAGAGUGCGUUGUUCCUGUUGCUGAUCGCGGCGGACGGCCUGGUGGCAGCAUCCGAGGACGAUGACUUGAUUUUCGAUCCGGAAGGUAAACAACCCGCGGUUCAAGCGCCAAUGAUCGAAACGCAUCAGGAUGAAUCUCUUCUUCAUAGGAUAAAGAGAGAAAUCUUCGAUUUCUUUUCCACAUCAACGACACCGGCGCCAGACCAAAAAGAAUAUCAAGAUGAAACGUUUGACAACACGGUCAUCUUAAACAGUCAUCUCGAUGGAAAUGAAGGGAAUCAUACUCUCGAUCAACCUGAAGUGCCAAGUGCCGAAAGUAUUGGUAGCGAAAGAUUAACUCUUGAAAAGGACGAGGACAACGAAGCAGACGACGAACACGAUAAUGAGAUAAGUAACGUCGCGGAAAGUCAACGAAUACCGAUAACAUAUGGGAAUUCUGAUGACGAAGACUUGGCUGGCUCAGGAGAAAUCGAAGGCAGCGCGGGCGAAGAAGAAUUGGAUCAUCAUACAAAUAUAGGAACUCAACCUCGCAAUGUUGACGGAAAAGCACGAUUUUACCGAAUAACAUUGACAGUCAGCGAGCCGUAUAGACGAGAAUAUUCCGACAGAAACAGUCCUGAAUAUCGGGAAUUGAGUGGUAAUCUCACGCAUGCCCUCGAGGACUUGUACAGUCGUUAUAUUCCGGGAUACAAUCAUUUCGCCAGCGUCGUUAAGAUAUCACCAACGUCUGAUGCUUUCACGUCGCAAGUUACCUUAGACAUCGGUUCGACGUUCACAGACGAACUCGAGGUGCGUGCCAUCCUAGAUCAACAGUUGCAGUAUCACUCCUUAGGUGGUAUCCAAGUAGGUCCGGAGGGAUUCACAUUCAGAAUAUUCCAAGCCGGAGAGAAAAACACACAGCCGGAAUGCGAUCAAACAGCCGAAUUAAGAUGUAGAAGCGGUGAAUGUGUAUCGCUAGAAUCACGCUGCGAUGGCAUAUUACAAUGCAAUGAUGGUUCCGACGAGGAUAAUUGUCCGACAGAUUCAUCAAACAGAACAAAUGAUGCAGAUUUCGAGUACACUACUGUGAAGCCACGACUACAUUCAGAUUAUUUCCCGGAUUUACAUCAUGAGGUAAAACCGGAAGUAUCUGAUAUCGAUGACAGCAGUAGGGAGGAUGAGAUAUCUACGCUACGGUCAGCAAACAAGUGUCGCGCUGACGAUACAGUACGCUGUCAAGAUGGCAGUCGUUACAUUUGUUCGGUGCAGCAAUGCGACGGUGUUCCGGAUUGCAAUGACGGUGGUGACGAGGUCGGCUGUCCACAUUCAGGCUGCAGCGUUGGCGAGUUGCGUGUGAUGUAAACAGAUGCAUAUUGGAAUCUCAGCGAUGCAACUUCGUGGAAGAUUGCCAAGACGGUAGCGACGAACA